Periconia digitata is the source of this 1352-nucleotide messenger RNA. NCBI's taxonomy places the organism in Eukaryota, Fungi, Ascomycota, Dothideomycetes, Pleosporales, Periconiaceae. The record is from the annotation of a GenBank genome assembly.
CGCACCAUGUUGCGCCGACUACGACUAAGAUAUUGAAGAUACCGGGGGUGUGUCUGGGAUGGAGCAGUUAAUUUUUCUGGUGUCGCAUAUACUGAAGAAAUCUGGCUGGCGCAAGUAUAGAGCGAUUGAACUGCGCUGCGUUGUUUAUGUCGAUUGCUCGAAGAACCAGCUGCAAAGAUGAUGAGAAGAAAAGGCGGCUCCAAACUUUUUGGCCCGAAAAGCGAAAAGCUGCCCGCGCCCACCAGCCACGCAGAACAGCAUUCAACACCGGCCGCGUGUUGCGUCUCUACAUAAUACAAUCCCACGCCCGCCAUGCUUCUUCUCGACUACCAAAAUGUCCUGAUCGAGUCGCUGCUCAGAGACCGUUUCGUGCCAGGGUGCGUGCGCUUUCAUACCCCGCGGCCUCCUCCGCCACCACUCAGUCGGUCGGCCAGUCAUCAGCUAACACACGCACAAGAGCAUCGCCCGUAUCAAUUGACCAGGUCGUCUCCGACUUCGACGGCGUCACCUUCCACAUCUCCACCCCGGAGUCCAAAUCCAAGAUUGUCGUGUCGAUACACGUGAAGUGCUACUCGGAGCUUGUGCAGUAUGGCGCCCAGGCAGUGCUCGAGCGGGAAUAUGGUCCCUAUAUCGUGGACCCGGAGUCGGGAUACGACUUUUCUGUGCAGAUUGAUCUCGAGAACCUACCCGAGGACCAGGAAGCCAGGGACGACCUGAUGCGCCGCAUAUCCCUCCUCAAGCGCAAUGCUAUGGCCGCACCCUUUGAGCAGGCUUUUGACGAGUUCCACCAACUACAAGAGGAGGCCUCCAAGUAUACUUCGGAAUCCGCACCACAGGGUGUCAAAGAGGGCGGUGAAGUCCGUGCAAUCCACUACCGAGAAGAAGAGGCCAUUUACAUCAAGGCCAGCCACGACAGAGUGACGGUGAUAUUCUCAACCAUUUUUCGGGAAGAGACGGACAGGAUUUUUGGCAAGGUCUUCCUGCAGGAAUUCGUCGACGCUCGACGAAGAGCAAUCCAGAAUGCGCCUCAAGUCUUGUUCUUGAACGAACCGCCUCUAGAACUGCAAGGCAUUCCCGGCGUAAACACUUCCGGCUCCGGCGAAAUCGGCUACAUCACAUUUGUCUUAUUCCCCCGUCACCUGACAAAUCAGCGCCGCGCCGAUGUCAUUUCACAUAUCCAAACCUUCCGCGAUUAUUUUCACUAUCACAUCAAAGCUUCCAAAGCAUAUAUCCAUUCACGCAUGCGGAAGAGGACUGCCGAUUUCCUUCAAGUUCUACGCCGUGCUCGACCCGAAGCAGAGGAAAAGGAGCGCAAGACAGCUAGUGGAAGGACAUUCAAGGUCCAAUCAUGA